This is a messenger RNA of Mercenaria mercenaria, 2475 nucleotides long. RefSeq lists its product as uncharacterized. Bases 129 to 1934 code for a protein of 601 amino acids. Gene Ontology annotation, molecular function: protein binding. The record is from RefSeq and is a predicted model, not a curated record. NCBI's taxonomy places the organism in Eukaryota, Metazoa, Mollusca, Bivalvia, Venerida, Veneridae. The transcript has 2 exons.
UAAACAGAACAAGGAAGUUUAACCUACAUUAAAAUUCCUAGAAGAAACGACACAUUUUUGCUGAGAUUGAUUUGAUAAACUAUUUAUUAAACAUGAAUUAGACGCAAUCAACGUGUUUCUUUGGACUAAUGCUUUUAUGGAAGUGUCUGGAAGAAGAGACGGAAAGGGAGAUUACUCGUCAUCCCUUUCACGCAGUUCUGAUGAUGCCGACCAGCUGUACUGUCUACCGUGUAAACAUGAUGGAUCUCGGGUACCAGCCUUUGGAUACUGCAAGGACUGUUCAGAACAUGUGUGAGACAUGCUACAAAAGUCACAGGAAACCAGCACCAUGCAGGAACCAUAUCCUCCUAGACAAGACUCAAAUGCCAAAAACCAUGAGUCCGGGUAAAAAUAGUCUAGACUUAACCGAAACAUGUGAUCAACAUCACGGUAAAGUCAUAGAAUAUUAUUGCAAGGAUCAUAAAUCUCUAGGCUGCAGUCCAUGUAUGACGAUGAACCACAGAAGUUGCAAAAUAGACUACAUUCCAGAUGUUUCUAGUAACUACAUAGCCAGUUCACAGUACCAGAGUCUUCUAAAAUCAUUGGAGACUUUACAUGAAAAUUUGAAGGCAAUCACUAAGUCUAUAACAGAGAAGAAGAACCGCAUUCAAGAAAAUCAGGAUAGAAUUAAGGCAGACAUUCAAAAGUUUCGACAAGAAAUCAACGCUACACUAGACAAAUGGGAAGAUCAGCUUUACAAAGAUGUUGAUAGUCUUUUUUCCAGAGAAGAUCAGAGGACAGAUUCAACACUAACUCACUGCCACGAAAUGAAAAGAAAGGUUGAAACACAGCAAAAGAGUCUCAGAUCGUUCGAACAAGACCAGAAAUGCAACAUGGUGUUCAUACAUGGCAAGAAAAAAGAAGAUUCAAUAAAAGGGGACACCGGAAUCGAAGAAAAAUUGAAAGAAGAAGCCAAAGUUAAGAGUUACAUAUUUCAACCAAACCAGGCAAUCAAAAGUCUACUGAAGACAGAGACUACAUUAGGUACGUUAUUUAACACUGAGGAGGAGUCCAAACCUAAACAAUUACAAGACCAGGCUGCAGACAAUAAAACAGAAUUAGCCGUGCGCGGUCAGUUGCAGCCAAGACAUCAUGCAAGCGUGUCCGCUUCUGACAUAUCUGUUUCCGUAUUAGGUAAAAUUUAUUCUAAGACUAUCAGCGAUCGAAAUGAUUGCAGAAUAACGGGACUUGCAGUAAUUGACAGACAUAGACUUGCUGUUGCUGACAACAUCAACGGCGCCAUAAAAAUUAUUGAUGUGAAGCGAAGGACAAUCAUUUCCGAGUUAAAAAUGCUUUCAGAACCAUGGGACGUGACAUUGUUACCAGACGACCAGCUUGCAGUUACACUUCCUUAUAAAAACAUGAUAAAAGUUUUCUCAUUUCAUAACGGCUUAUCUAAAGUCAGGCAAAUGUCAGUUAAUGAGUUAUGCUAUGGAUUAGCUUUUUUCGAAGGAAGUCUGAUAGUUGGGAUGAAAUAUGGAGAAGUGAAGAUGAUAAAUCUAUCAGGGAAAGUUUUGAAUACCUUUGUCUGUGGUGAAGCAGAUGAUGUCUCUUAUAUAACAGUAUGUCCAAAGUUAAGAUAUAUCUAUGCUUCAUCUGGUAGGAAUGUAACUCGUUUCAAUAUGUCCGGAGACGCGGUAGGACGGUUUACACAUCAAAGCCUUAAGCAGCCACAUGGACUAGCUGUGUUGGAAGAUGGUUCUAUAUUGGUAUGUAACUAUGGUAAUAACAGCAUUCACCGGAUUGCAGAAAGUAUGAAAAGCUGCAGGAUAAUACUGCAGGAAACAAAUUAUGAUGUGAAGUCCUGCUGUAUGGCGCUCGAUAGUGAAGAGAUGAAACUGUACAUAGGCAGCGGCAGUGAAUGCAACUACAUAAAAGUGUAUAGUCUAAAAUAAGGAAGACUUUCCUGGUCACUAACUUUUGAUGUCUGUCAUAUAUAAAGUGUUGUUUUUUUUUCUAGAAAUAACCCAUGCCCCUCUUUCGAAUGAUCACUGCGUGAAUUUUAUUAAUAUGGCAUACUCUAUGUGCUUUUUGUAUCUGUUUAUACAAUUUCAAUUAUAUUUUAUCUGCAAAUUUGUUUAAGGCUUUUUAAUCCGAUUUACUUUUUUUAUUAAAGAUUACUUGAUGACAUACAAGUUUCAGAAAAUACAAGUAAGAAUUUCAUAGAGAAAUAUUAAACAAGAGAACCAAAUCAUUAAAUACCGUGUAAAACAUGUCUUUAUUUCCAGGCUAUAUAUUUAUAAGUUUCUAAUCCAUUUGAAAAACAAUGUAUCACAGAAUUGUUGACAAAUUUAAAUCCUACGAAGCUAUCAAUAAUGCUGAAUAAACGACGAAAAUGCUAUUUUCACGUGUGUGAUAUUACGUCUGAAGGGCAUCAAUUUUGUUUGAAGUUCUCAAUAGUGCAUAAAUCAGUAUAUUAAAAGUACUUUGACAGUG